UAAGGAAGCCCUUAACAAAAAUAAAAAUAAAAAGCUGCAGCAAAUAAAGAAACCGGGACGCACUCAACACUCAACAGUCAAAACUCUAUCUCUACAUUUUUUCCUUCCCUCUCUUUCUCUCUCUCGACUCCCGGCGUUAUCACCACCACCCCCACCACGGCAGAUGGCGGGGCAACACAGCUGCUGCUCAUGCUGCUUCAGCUUCAUAAUAACCAUGGGCCUCACCGCCCUCUUCUUCUGGCUCUCCCUCCGUGUUGACCAACCAAAAUUCUAUCUCGAAUCAAUUUACGUUCCUGCCCUCAACAGAUCCCUUCCGUCAACAACAAAAAACGACACCGUUUUAUUCAAAAUAAAGUUCACGAACCCUAACAAAGACAAAGGGAUCAAAUACGACGCCGUUCGGGUCAACAUCUCCGUCUUCCUCUCCCAAAAUACCACGCGCCUACUCUCCAACUCCACCGCCGUCGCUCCUUUCUACCAGGGCCGCCAGAAGAAGGCGCAUAAGCCUAGCUCUGCCUCCUUCGUCGGAAACCUUGCGCCGGCGGCGGGGAUGGACGGGAAGGUGUAUUUCCGGGUGGAUUUUGCGACCGCGGUGAAGUACAAGAUCUUGUUUUGGUACACGAAGCGACACGGUAUGUGGGGAGGGGCAAAUGUGGAAAUUAACAAUGGGGGUGUGAAGGUGUAUCCGAAACCGGUGAGGCUUGGCAACGAGCCACCGAGGAUCGUGAACGGCGCACCGGAGUUCCGUGGAGGCUAUCGUGCGCUUCUUCCGCUAUUCCUAGUUGCGUGGAUAAUGCGCACUCAUUGACUUGACUUGACUUGACUUCACUAGUCUGUAUUUUUAUUGGAGGAAUUUUUAUUGUCCCUGAUUCGGAUUCUCCAUCUCAAAUUUCAGAAACCAUUCCUUUACCACAGAGAACUUCCACUCUAUCCAAUCAUGCUAAACUUCAAACUUCUCCGGGUUUGGGAUCUGAAGAUCUGGGUAUGUUUACUGAAUCUACAAAUGCUGACCUAGUUACAUUGGUCACCAUCCUGAAUCAAGCUGUUUAGGAGGAUAAAGUGCUCAUUUCUAUUCCUGCACUUAUAGGUCCUUCUACAUCCAACCUCCCAUUCGAAUUAAAUGUUAAUGCGUGAGAACAACUUUUGUCACUUCUCAAGCUCCUGGACCAUCUACCCAUUGAAUGGACGAAUGAUGUAGCCCUGAACUCGCUUCUGUCUGAUGUCUUAAGUUCAUCUUUUGAACUUCAGGUUCCAUCCCAAUACUCUGCUAUAGUCAACCACUUCAUAAAAGUUGCCAACAGAAGUGCAACUACCCAAGAAAAGCUACAAGAGAUCAAAGACAAAGUAGCUAAGAUCAGAUAUGAAUCAGAAAGCUAUACUGCAGCUCUCCAGCCAAUUAAAGCUUCCCGUGAGGAAUUAGACUUAAGAAUCUCUCAGGCCUUUUCCGCUCAAGCUCAUUAUGAUAAAGAAGAAAGAGAACUUGAAGUAGAAUUGGCCAAAGUUAAUGAGAGACUUGCCAAAAUCUGAAAGAGGAAAGCUGAUAUAGCUACACCUCUAGCCGCUGUCCAGCAUGAACAAGAAAAACUUGUGCAAGAAAUCUGUUCUAUUGAGGCCAAACAAUGAAGAAUCUGAGAAGCAAAUUGAUAAGGCCCAACAUGAAGAAUAUAAGCAAGUCGAAACACUUUCAGCUCUGGACCGUAAAAGGGUUAAAUUACAUGCAAACUUAGCAGAGCUUAUGGCACCUUACAUUUCUUCACCUUAAAAUUCAAUAUUUGUGAAUCUCUUCACCUUAAAAUUCAAUAUUUGUGAUGAUUCAGUACUUGUAAUGACUUUCUCUUUUUACCU
Molecule: messenger RNA, 1845 nt
Organism: Arachis duranensis
Lineage: Eukaryota; Viridiplantae; Streptophyta; Magnoliopsida; Fabales; Fabaceae
Product: protein NDR1-like
Exons: 1
Coding region: 164-808 (214 amino acids)
Biological process (GO): defense response to other organism
Source: RefSeq, a predicted model, not a curated record